CGCGAGUUUCGCGGGCCGCGAUUCCGAAAUCAUUUUGAUGAUCAUUUCAUCGAGUGUCAGCCUUGCCUCCCAUCGAUCCGAGUGUCACGAACACAACGCAAUACAACACAACGCCCGGACUAGCACGGCGUACCACUUCUUCGCAGCCAACAACGCACAAAACGCGGUGCCAUGUCGACCAGGAGAAAACCGCGAAAGGCGUCGGCGGCGACUUCGGUUCCCUCCACACCCACGCCCGUCACGUCUGCCACCACCGGAAGCAGAAACGCCGGGAAACGCCGAAAACGCGAACCCGUGAAGCUCGCGGCCGAUUCCGAUCUGGUCCUGGCCAAGUGCCGAGCCCUCAAGUCGAGAAUGCGCCGAAAAUCCGAGGAAAACGACGGAUCGGAUCCGACUUCUUUCGAUGACAGCGUCCCCGAUGCCGUCGGCAGCAACAACGGCGACCAAAACAUCCCGAGCGACAUUGUGGAGGUCGCCGAGCUCUCCGCCACCGAGGUCCUGGAGGGCAUCGAGGGGGUGGCCCUCCGGAUAACGAGACAGGUCCUGGCCAAGAAGGGCUUCUCCCUGGAAAUACCGAGCCGGUCCGCCUCGAACCAGAUCUACGUGAGGGAAUGGGACCGCAUCGUGCUGGGGGGGAAGCGCAUCGGCCGGAGCUUUACGAACGUCCGCGAGUCACGCAAGUCGGCGAUCACGCUCAGGGUGAUGCAGCUCCUGCACGCCGUCCUGGUCAAGCGGAUCCACAUCACCAAGCGUGAUCUUUUUUACACGGACGUCAAGCUCUUUGUCGACCAGGCCGAGUCGGACGGGGUCCUGGACGACGUGGCCACCAUGAUCGGGUGCACGCGGUCGAACCUGCACGUGGUGGCCAGCGACAAGGGGCUGGUGGUCGGGCGCAUCCAAUUCGAGGAAGACGGGGACUUUAUCGACUGCACCAAGAUGGGGGUGGGCGGGAAGGCCAUCCCGCCGUACAUCGACAAGAUCGAGAACAUCGAGAGCGAUGCCGAAUUUAUACUGCUCGUGGAGAAGGAGGCUGCCUACAUGCGAAUGGCGGUGCGUUUUCUAUUGCGUUGCUUGGCCUUGUGUUGCAUCCGAGCGAUUCGAUUCCGCCCCGUCGCAGUGUUUUUAUGGGGCGGGGGGGAAUUGUGUGGGAGAUGGACCUCGUUUGUUCCAUCGAAAAAUUGUUUGUUCGUUUCCCAUCUCACAACCGCGCAUUUCUUGCCAAUUGAACUAUCGAUGUGCCAUACCCGCUUGAAAACGGAACAAAAACACGCAACAACAACAACAACAAACACCAAUUGCUCGCUUCUUGUUGUGUACUGAAACAGGAAGAUCGGUUCUACCACAAAUACCCCUGCAUCGUGAUCACGGCGAAGGGUCAGCCCGACGUAGCCUCCCGGAUGUUCCUGUCCCGGAUCACCCACGAACUCAAGAUUCCCGUCCUGGGGCUGGUGGACUCGGAUCCGUACGGCCUAAAAAUUCUGUCCGUCUACAUGUCGGGGAGCAAAAACAUGAGCUACGACAGCGCCUCUCUGACGACGCCCAACAUUAUGUGGCUGGGGCUGCGGCCCUCGGACCUGGACAAGUACGACCUCCCAGACCAGUGCCGACUGGACAUGACCGAGAGCGAUAUCAAGACGGGGAAGGAACUCAUGACGGAAGACUUUAUCCAGAAGAAUCCAAUGUGGAUGAAGGAACUGGAAAUCAUGGUCAAGACCAAGAAGAAGGCCGAGAUCCAGGCCCUGUCUUCCUUCGGGUUUCAGUACAUUACGGAAGAGUACCUGCCAAGGAAACUCAAGGAGGGGGACUGGAUUUGAUUCUGAAUCAAUAAAAGCACCGAGUCGUGUGUAAGAAAACGAACAAAUAUGU
Messenger RNA from Pseudo-nitzschia multistriata, 1866 nucleotides. NCBI's taxonomy places the organism in Eukaryota, Bacillariophyta, Bacillariophyceae, Bacillariales, Bacillariaceae. The record is from the annotation of a GenBank genome assembly.